AUGUAAUAAAAGCAAUCGAAAAAAUCCAAAGAAGAAGAACCGUUAUUUAAUGGGUCAUUCAAGGAUAAUAGUGAUAAUGAAACUGACGAUAAAAGAAAAAAGAUCAAACUGAUUAUGAAUGUGUCAGAGAUACAAAAUAUGAUGUAGUCAAGUUUGUAGGGAAAAAGCUAUUCAAAUGGAUAUUGUAAAUAUGAACCAGAUGGUGUUAAUUGGGAUAUGUUUUGGACAGAUGCAGCAGUUUAACCAGAAACCUUAGGUAAAAUGUAACCUCAUCAAAAGAUAAACCAUUUUCCAGGAAUGUAUUCACUUGCUCGCAAAAAUCAUCUUGGAAGAAAUUUGAUGAAGAUGAGAAAACAAUUCCCAAAUGAUUUUAAAUUUUUUCCGUAAACAUGGUUAUUACCAGCUGAAUAUGGGGAUUUUAAAAAUUAAUUCGUCAAAGGAAAAGUAAGAACAUUCAUAGUAAAACCAGAAGCAAGUUGUUAAGGAAGGGGAAUAUUCCUGACCAGAAAUAUAAAUGAUAUAAAUCCAACUGAUCACUAUGUGGCAUAAAGAUAUAUGCAUAGACCAUUUUUGAUAGAUGGUUUGAAAUUUGAUUUAAGAGUCUAUGUAUUAUUGGCUGGAACAGAUCCUAUGAGAAUUUACGUAUAUUAGGAUGGAUUAGUUAGAUUUGCAACUGAGCCAUACGUUACUCCAACUGCAAAUAAUUUGGAGGAUGUUUGCAUGCACUUAACAAAUUAUGCUAUAAAUAAAGAAAAUCCUAACUUUGUUUUCAAUAAUGAUGCUACUAAGAUGGAUGUUGGUCACAAGAGGUCAAUUAAAUCAGUGUUUGGUAAAUUAUAGGAGGAAGGACAUAACAUCCAACAAUUGUGGUAGGAUAUGUAUAAUUUAUUUAUAAAAACAUUCUGCACCGUUUAACCAAUUCUUAGUCAUCACUACAAAUCAUGCUAACCUGACAAUUAUGCAAAUAAUAUGUGCUUUGAAAUUCUUGGAUUUGAUAUCUUCAUUAAUGAUAAAUUAAAACCCUUUUUAUUAGAAGUCAAUCAUACGCCUAGCUUUACUACAGAUACACCAUUAGAUUCGUUAAUUAAGAAGAAUCUCAUUAGGGAUACUUUAAAAUUGAUGAAUUUAAGUCUUAAAGCUAAAGAAGAAAUAAUAGCAUCAAGGAAAGAAUAAUUGUAAUAAAGAGUUCUAACAGGCAAGAAAUAAAAAUUAACACAAGAAUAAAAAUAACUUCUUAUUUAAUAAAGUUCUGAAUAACGAGACAAACAUGAAAAUAAUAAUUUAGGAGAUUAUGUCAAAAUAUUCCCAUUAGAAGAUGCUCAUGAAUAUAAUAAAUUCAUUGAAUUUGCUUCUUAAUUAUAAGAUAAUUGGACUGGAGCAAAUAUUAAAAGAAAUUAAAAGAAGGAGCAAUCUGAAACUCCCUUAACUUAGAUAAGUAAACCCCCGGCCAUCCCAGUUAAGAAAAUAAAUACUCCUUAAAUGUUACCUAAAAUUAAUAAAAAAUAGAGCAAAAUUGAUAAGUUAACUGAAUCUGAUAGAAAUACAGAAACUAAAAGUAAGACGUAAUCAAGUUCAAGAAAAAAUACAAAAGAAUAAACCAGAUAAGUAUCCUAUCCACAACUCCCAAAACAUCAUCAAAGUAUGAAAAAUUUAUAGUUACAACAAUAAUAACAAGUUAUUCCAACAUACUAAUAAUAGCAAAAAAAGUCAUGUCUAUAACCUAAAUUAUUUGAAUUAGAUAUGGCAAGUCCCCAAAAAAGAUCUUUUUCUCAAAAUAAAAAAUUACAUUAAUUUAAGCUGCAAUGA
Messenger RNA from Paramecium tetraurelia, 1806 nucleotides. RefSeq lists its product as uncharacterized. Gene Ontology annotation, biological process: protein polyglutamylation; microtubule cytoskeleton organization. Gene Ontology annotation, molecular function: tubulin-glutamic acid ligase activity; tubulin binding. The transcript has 4 exons. Gene Ontology annotation, cellular component: cilium. NCBI's taxonomy places the organism in Eukaryota, Ciliophora, Oligohymenophorea, Peniculida, Parameciidae. The record is from RefSeq and is a predicted model, not a curated record.